ACGGUUGUGGCACCCGCUACUCCAGCACUGAGUGGCCCAAACACCGAAGCUGGUGGUUUACUGCUUAUUUUGUAUGUAGCUACAUUUAAUGCUAAUCACAAGCCUAGCGCUGGAACACUAGUUAGCUUUUGUUUGCAGUGUAGCUAAGGUGCAACCUUCUGUGGAAAUGGGUUGUGUGGGGGCGGUGCGAUUUGUUUUUGUUUUUUUUACCGUUAGUCUGCUGGCCAACUUUAAGAUGCUAAACGCUAAACACAACGAGCUGUAUGAAUACGUGACUAUUUAAACCACAGUAAUUAAGACGAAAGGCUCCAGUCGUGUUAUGUUCUUGACAAAUGCUAGCUAGAGUAGCUGAGCGGUUGCCAAUAGAGACAGGAGGCGCUAUGUGUAUUCAUUUUAUGCUGCUCUUAAACCCAGAGCUGCUAACAGUGACGAUGAAAUGAUAAAUAAAUAAAAAAAAUGGCAGUAAAAAUGUAUUCUGCUCGGUUCUGUUGCACUGUUAGCUUGAUGACUACCCUUACACUGUAAACCCACCAGCACAGAUUGAACAUGGCUACAAAGCCGAAGGGGAAAGCCUCGAAAAGUUCAUUCAGGGAUGAUUUGCUUGACAGCUUGCUUGAUGAUGACAAGCAGCCAGUAAGGACGAAAGCAUCACACGAUGGACCUAUGUAUAGCACGCUAGCACAGGAGAUAAAAAUGGAUGGUGCGGACACUGAGGACUCGGAUGUGUCAGCGGCUGAUCCCAGCGACAUACUCAAGAGCAUGAAGGACAUGGACGACAUGGACGCUGACCUCUUUGCAUCAAAGAAGAAGCCCAGUUCGGCUCCCGCGCAAACAAAGCCACUUGUUAGCGAAGGACCAAAGAAAGACUCUGCUGUGCUCGAGAGUAAUGCAAAACCAGAGGGAGCAGAUGAACCCACCAAAGAGGGGAAGAAGCCGAACUCUGCACCUUUAUCCUCAGCGCGGAGUUAUAAGAAGUUCACCUUCUCUGAUCUAGACGACCCCCUGGAUGAUUUGCUUCCAGGUGACUCAAAGCCUGACUUGAAAUCUAGCUUCUCCAAACCUGAAAAAUCUGUGCCAUCUCCUUCAGCAUCUCCCAUUCUAAAGAAUGAAACGACUAAGGCAACAAAGAAAGGCGAGCUCACGUUUGAGGAUGAUAAGGAUGACCUAAUGGAUACACUCGGAUUUGACAGCAAUAAAAACAAUCCCAAGAAAAAAGAAACACCGCUUUGGUCUCCCAAGGAAAGAGCCGACGCCCCUCAGAGACCUCGUACCAGAAUUGAUGAGAUUCUGGAGAGUUUCACGUCACCGCGUCUUCUGGAGCGACCACCAACGGGCGAGAGGAAGGACGAGCUUCAGUCUCAAGAAAAGCCGCAACAGGAGAAGACGUCUGCUGGGAGAGAGCCUCGUUUAGAUGAUGACCUCACAUUUGGAUCCUAUCAGCCCACACUGGGAUCCACUUCUGAAGGGCGUCAGUCUCGUAGACAGUCUGUCAGAUUUUCUACUGAGGACAUGAGUGUAUCUACGCCAGAAAAGAAGCCAAAGCCCACCACUCCCACAUCUUCUCGACAACGCAACUCAGCCGACUGGCUGGGCCUCAAGACAGAAGAUGAGCCGGUCUAUCUAGAGGAGGGCAUCGAUAAGACAAAGAAUCCAGCAGAGGCUUCAAAGAGCCCCUCAUCUCCUUUACUGGAAAGAAAGCCCUCAUUCACUGGUAGCCAUUCCACAUCUGUUGCAAAAACACCAGAAGAGAGCUCAGCCCCAGCUGACAAUACCAUUAAACAGGCCAAGCCUGAGGUUUCUAAGACCCAGAGGAAAGAAGGGGAUGAUGAGGAUGACUGGUUAGCUGGGGCACUGAGCAGGAGGAAAGCUCUGUCCGCGUUAAACACAGAGGCAAAACCAUCCAAGCAGGAAGAGUCUUUCACUGACUUCAGUGUUAGUAAACAAGUAACGUCACAAACUCCCAAAAGCAGAGAAGACACGCUUCCUUCAAUCAAAGAAACGAGUGACACUUUUCCCGGACGCCUCGGUCCUGCUGCUCAUUCCACGCCUGUCAGAGAAGAAAGGUCUAAUCAUGUUAACGAGUAUACACCCACAGGCGAGUGCUACCUCCCCUCCACCUUAGCAUCAUCCCCACCAAACCCACUCCAUCCAUCAGCUCUUAGUUCGCCUUAUCAUUCAGUUUACUCUGCUAGCGAUACUGAUCCCUUGUUAGCCUCUGCUGUUAGCAUUCAGUCCAAACCCCACCACUUCCCAUCCAGUACAAGAUCCAAGGUGCUAACAGAGCCCACUCAGGCUUCAAAUGAAACCUUGCAACAACUGCCUUUGCCCAGCCCCCUGUCUGCUGCACUGCCCGGCACAAUGUGGUAUCCGCAGCAAAAUGCAACGCUAAACACAUCAGCUGCUUUCCCACAACAGGCAUCAUUUUCAGCCGACAGUCUGCAGCAGCUGCUUCUCCAAAACCAGCUGAUGCAGACUCAGUUGCUGGGCCUAGGCGGUGUGGUUGAUGCGGGACUCCUGCGGCGCCUUACAGAAAAAGAACAACCUGCAGACUAUCAAGCUUUACAGGCCCGCGUCAUCCAGUUGGAGGGACAGGUCAAGACUUUGCAGCUGGAGCGAGACCAAAGCCAAAUGAUACUGGAGAGCAUGCAGCAGCGGCACAAACAGGAUAUGGAGCUCCUGGAGAACGCACACAAAGCUCGUGUGAAACUGCUCGAGGAUUCGGUUGCCCAGCGGGAGACUCAAGCGCGACAUGAGUGCGAAGACCUGAUGGAACGCCUGGCAACGGUAACGCGAGCGGCUGAGAAGGAACGCUCAGAGCUUCAGGCUCAGUACCAGCGGAAAAUGGCCCAGGCCCAGCAGGAAAGAGACUGUGAGGUGGAGAGACUCAGAGACCUUCAGAGAAAAUCUAUCUUGGAGAUGAAGAGAGACUAUGAGGAUCAGAUCCACAGGCUGAAGAGGCUAAAGGAAGAAGAGAUCGAUGCUGUUACAAGCGCAACAUCUCAGACCAGGUCCGUGGCAGGGGUGAUUGAAAGGAUGGAGCAGUUCUCCUCACGGCUUGGAGAGCUUUCCUCUCGGGUGGAGAGCACGCACGAACACACCGCUCACGGCCUGGAGCAGGAGGCACGGCACAGAGACGAGCAGCUUCGAACAAUGCAGGGUCAUCUGGCCCAGCAGCAGAAAGCCAUGGCAGAGGAGAAAGCGUACCUGAAGGACAUUAUUUCCAGGAUGGACACUCAGCUUAAAGAGCAGCAGAGACAGCUUGAGAAGGAGCGCUGGAAGAUGACAGCAGAGCAGGCCAAAGCCGAGUCGACCCAAAGAAGCCUGGAGGAAGAGCGGUGUGUCCUCACCACGCAGAUCAGCGUGGAGCGAGAGGAGCUGGAGAGAGCCAAGAGCGCGUUACUGGAGGAGCAGAAGUCAGUGAUGCAGCACUGCGCGGAUGAGAGGAGGAAGCUGGCGGCCGAGUGGGCACUCUUCCACGCCCAGGAGAAGCAGAGGCAUGAGAGGGCUGAGCGUGAGGUCAGCAGUCUGUUGGAGAAGAGGGAGGGCUCCAUCAUAAGUCUGGCACAGGAGCAAGCUGACUUGAAGCUUCGCACGGCCGAGCUGAAACAGAAGGAACUUGCUGUGGCACGGGAGCGAGAGGCUCUGGAAGAACUUAGAGAAGAGCUGGACAGAGAGAAAGAAAGACUAAGCAGCACGGCCCUGAGACUCAAAACACGAGCCCAGGAGGUCGAGGCAUUCAGCAAGCUCGCGGCAGAGAAGUAUGAGGAGGGGGAACGAGCGUUGCAGGAGGCGAAACGAUUGGAGGCGGAGCACGAGGCGCGACUGAGAAAUAUUCACACCCAAACAGAGCACCUGAGGCAACAGGAGCAACGGAUUUUAAAGGAGCAAAUACGAUUAAGUCACCUGCAUAAGGAUACACAGAGGCUGGGCCAAAACCCUCCUCUUACACCUCUACCACAAAUUAUUGCCCCCGUUUUAACAGACUCAGUUUCAGAGCUGCCUGCAACCCUAAAUGUUCCUCCUCCAGUUUCAUUUACCAGCUCUCAGUCUAUGGCACUUCAGGCCAAUCUGGCUCUGUGGAGAUAUACUGCAGAAAAGGACCGUGAAUACCUACAAGAGGAGCAGUUCUUUCUAGAAAAUCUGAAAAAGAAAUCUUACAGAUCUUUCAGCACAGAUUGACCAACACAUGCUGGGCUUUCCUCCCAGCACAUAUGGAAUCACGUUACUUUCUAUACUUCAAUUUUAUAACUCGUAGUUUUAUUAAAAAACACGUUUCUGAUCCAA
This is a messenger RNA of Pundamilia nyererei, 4284 nucleotides long. It is a transcript of the gene fbf1, whose product is annotated as Fas binding factor 1. Bases 547 to 4179 code for a protein of 1210 amino acids. The transcript is spliced from 31 exons. Lineage: Eukaryota; Metazoa; Chordata; Actinopteri; Cichliformes; Cichlidae. Gene Ontology annotation, cellular component: ciliary basal body; centriole; ciliary transition fiber. Gene Ontology annotation, biological process: establishment of epithelial cell polarity; cilium assembly. The record is from RefSeq and is a predicted model, not a curated record.